AUGGGUGCGCUCUUGUCUCUUCCGCUGCUGGCGAUUCCCAGCGCAGGCACGUUGAUAUCUUUCGCUGCCAGCUGUUGCGGCGCUGCGACCUGUUCCAUGGUAUGCAGCGCAUGUGGCAAGUGUGGUAACAGUGUCGCAACUCGUAUCGCAUACGCCCUCAUCCUUCUCGUCAACUCCAUCCUAUCAUGGGUAAUGCUCACGCCCUGGGCUAUCGAGAAACUGCAACAUCUCACACUUGACUAUGUCAAGAUCAACUGCCCGAGCGGCGAGUGCUAUGGAUGGCUGGCUGUACAUCGCAUCAAUUUCGCCCUCGGUCUGUUCCAUCUGGUCUUCGCCGGUCUACUCUUUGGCGUCAGCAACUCCAAGAACCCACGCGCCGCACUACAAAAUGGCUUCUGGGGUCCCAAGAUCAUCGCUUGGCUAGCCUUUAUUGUACUGUCCUUCUUGAUCCCCGAUGCUUUCUUCAAAGUCUGGGGUAACUACAUCUCCUUCUUUGCUGCCAUGGGCUUUUUGGUACUUGGUCUCAUCCUUCUGGUCGACCUGGCGCAUACCUGGGCCGAAUACUGUCUGUACCAGAUCGAAGAAACCGACUCCCGCGUCUGGAGAGUCGUUCUCAUUGGCUCUACCCUGAGCAUGUACUUGGGUUCGGUGGUGAUGACCAUCGUUCAGUAUAUCUUUUUUGCUAGGGGCGACUGUGCCAUGAACCAGGCCGCCAUAACUAUCAACCUCAUCUUCUGGCUGCUCAUCUCCUUCAUCUCGGUCCAUCCGGCAGUUCAGGAGUACAAUCCCAAGGCUGGUCUUGCACAGGCUGCCAUGGUAGCAAUCUACUGCACAUACUUGACCAUGUCGGCCGUGUCCAUGGAGCCGGAUGACAAGCUGUGCAAUCCUCUCCUCCGUGCUCAAGGCACACGAACAACCUCAAUUGUCAUGGGUGCUAUUGUGACCAUGCUCACUGUUGCCUACACCACUACACGCGCAGCCACUCAGAGCCUCGGACUCGGGAACAACCGUGGAGGCGUUAGAUUGCCCGAUGACGACGAGCACGACCUGGUCACACAACAACCUGGUCGCCGCGAAAUGAGAGCCGAGGUACUCAGACGAGCCGUAGAAGAGGGUAGUCUCCCAGCCGACGCACUUCUUGAGGACGAUGAUGAUGAUGAUGACUCUUCAACCGGAAAGACAACUGGCGAUGAUGAGCGCAACAGCACUCAGUACAGCUACACCGCGUUCCACAUCAUUUUCUUCUUGGCUACUUGCUGGGUUGCCACUCUUCUAACCCAGGGUCAAGAUAUUCAAAACAAAGGCGACUUCGCUGCAGUGGGACGAACAUACUGGGCUAGUUGGGUCAAGAUAGUUAGCGCUUGGGUCUGCUACGGCAUGUAUAUCUGGACCCUCGUGGCUCCCAUCGUCCUGCCCGAUCGUUUCGAUUUUUCUUAG
Messenger RNA from Truncatella angustata, 1437 nucleotides. Its product is annotated as serine incorporator/TMS membrane protein. Lineage: Eukaryota; Fungi; Ascomycota; Sordariomycetes; Amphisphaeriales; Sporocadaceae. Gene Ontology annotation, cellular component: membrane. Bases 1 to 1437 code for a protein of 478 amino acids. The transcript has 3 exons. The record is from RefSeq and is a predicted model, not a curated record.